GUUAAACUAAAAUUUUAUAAAAAUAAAAGGGAGAUCUGGUGAUUUCUCAAUAAAUGAGAGGUAGUAAAGAAGUAGAUUUUAAAAAUAUCCAGCAGCCAAAAUCUGCUGGGGCGAGUCCUUCUUCUAAUCCAUCGCUCACUCGCGUAAAAGUUGACGAAACUCUCAAACGGAGGCGCUUAUCUUCGCCGUCGGCGAGGCUAUUUCAUUUGCUGCUGGAGAGGAUGAACGAAGUUAGUGAUCAAAAAGAAAAGCCUGAUGGACAUGAAGGAUCUGCUGCUCGAACAAGACCUACCAGCGUUGAGGAGAUUAUGGUAAGAAGGAAGAGGAAAGAGUCCUUGGAAAAUUUAGGAGCUGCUCAGUUACUGGGUAACGAUCUUGUUGGGAAGGUUUCUGACUAUCAUGAGUCUCGAAAAGGAGACUAUGAUGAAUCCAAGGAAGUGAGUCGUGAAGAAGGAGUUGAGAACAGUUUAAGAAAGAAAGAAGAUGCCAUUUCUGAUUCCAGGGAGGAAAGACAAGAUAAAUCGAGGGAAGAAGACUCUUUUGGAGCAGUUCAGUUAGUCGGUAACAAUCUUGUUGAGAAGGUUUCUGACUAUCAUGAGUCUGAAAAAUGGAAUGAUAGAUCGGAGAAACCGAGGCAUGGAGAGCUUGUUAAUGACAGUUCAAGAAAUAAAGAAGAGGCCAUUUCUAGUUCUAAAGAUGAAAAAUUAGAUAAAGAGGGCACUGUUGGAGCAGCUACGCUACUGGGUAACGAUCUUGGUGAGAAGGUUUCUGACGAUCAUGCCUCUGAAAAAGGGAAUGAUAAGUCCAAGAAAGUAAGGCAUGAAGAACGUGGCAAGGACAGCUCAAGAAAGAAAGAAGAUGCCACUUCUAGUUCUAAGAAUGAAGGACCAGAUAAACUGAGGAAAGAUGACCAUGUUGAAGCAGCUCAGUUACUGGGUAAUGAUCUUGUUGAGAAGGUUUCGGACUGUCGUGCGUCUGACAAAGAGCUUGAAAAAUCCAAGAAAGUGAGUUGUGAAAGUGUUAAGGACAGCUCAAGAAAGAAAGAAGAAGCUACUUCUAGAUCUAGGGAAGGAAGACUAGAUAAACCAAUGAAAAAGGACCCCGUUGAUAAAGUUUCUGACUACCGUGCGUCCGGAAGAGAGCAUGACAGAUCCAAGAAAUUAAGACCUGAAGAACGCGUUAAGGACAGUUCAAAAAAGAAAGAAGACACCAUUUCUAGCGCUAGAGAAGAAAAAUCGAUGAAAGACGAUCCUGUAGGAGCAGCUCAAUUACUGAGUAACGAUCUUGUUGAGCAGGUUUCUGACUAUCAUGAGUCUAGAAGAGGGUAUCAUAGAUCUGAGAAACUGAGGCGUGAAGAAGAUGAUAAGGACAGGUUAAGAAAGAAGGUGGACGCCAUUUCUAGUUGUAGAGAAGAAAAACUAGAUAAAUCAACAAAAAAGGAGGAGCCUGCUGGGCAUAGAAAACGGAAGGCAGAAGGAGAGGGUUCUAGAGCCAAAGAAAAAAUAGUGGAAGAACAUAGUAAGGAUAGACGAAUAAAGAAAGAAGAAACUAAUUCUAGUUUUAGGGAGGAAAGACCAGAUAAAAAGAUGAAGAAGGAAGACCUUAUUGCAAACAGAAAAAUAAGGGUUGAAGGAGAAUUUCCUACAACUGAAACGAAAACAAGGACAGAUAGAGAUGGGCGUGGUGUGGAUACCAGAAUGAAGGCAAACAGAGAAAGACCUUCUGAAAAGACAACUGAAAAACAGAUUCAUCCACAGGAUGCAGGCCGGGAACAAGGAAGAAAUGCUCUUGAAAAUUCAGCUGGUAGUAGGAAGCGUCUUAGAAGUCUAGUGGUGGCAGAUAUACCUCGAAAUGAAAAUAGUACGAAACCUGACAGUGGAAACAAGAGAAAGAAUCAAAAUGGAGACCAUAUGACUAAUAGGGAGAGAGAUGUGUCAAGGAGGCAUGAUCCAACAAAAGUUCACGCUGUUGAAAUUUCUGAGCGAUCGGAGAAAAGGGAACAGCCCAAAUCGGAUCGACGUGACAUGAGAGAGAGAAGGAGAUCAAGAAGUCGAGAUCAUGGUGGGCAGGAACGGCAGAAAAGGUCAUCUCCAUUACCAAAGGCUGAAAAGGCUACAUCGCGUCAUAAAAGAGGCCAUGAGGACCGCUCCGAAAAUACUGUUAAGGAUAGGGCAGGAAAGCAUCAUUUUAAUGAUAAUGAUAAGAAGUCUAGACGGUAUAGUUCUUCCAAAAGUGAACUUGGUGGAUACUCACCGCGGAAAAGAAGGGAGGAUGCCUCUGCCAAGGCUGCUUCUCCAUCUAAUCUUCCUUCAGAGAAAAAAGUUGCUAAAUGGGAUCUUCCACCUACUGUAACUUCUGGCAUGUUCUCGAACUCAGGUUUUUCUGGUCUCCAACCAGCCACUCAGACAGCAUAUCCUACCAUGAGCGAGGUUUCCUUGACGCUUUUGAAGCCACAAAUAGAGGCAUCUUUCAGGACGCCACUAGCAAGGCAGACCACUUCAAUUGAUUCUGUUCAACUGACCGAAUCCACCAGGCGUAUGAGGAGACUUUACGCAGAAAAUGUGCCAGUGUCGGCCUCUGAGAAGUCUCUGAUUGAAUGCUUCAAUGGUUAUAUGCUAUCUUCAGGCUCCAAUCACAUAAAAGGAAGCGAACCAUGUAUAAGUUGUAUUAUAAACAAAGAAAAGAGUCAGGCGCUAGUUGAGUUCCUUACACCACAGGAUGCUUCUGCUGCACUCUCCUUGGAUGGCUGCUCCUUUGCGGGUUCGAACCUCAAAAUUCGACGCCCUAAAGACUAUGUCGAGACAACAAGCGGUGAAUUGGAGAAAAAGGAGCCAGCCACAAAUGCACUAAGUGACAAUGUGGAGGACUCAUCGAACAAGAUCUUUAUUGGUGGAUUUCCAAAAGCAAUUUCAUCCGAAAUGCUAAAGGAGAUUGUCGGUGUCUUUGGACCUUUAAAAGCAUACCGGUUCGUGAUCAACAAUGAUCUCAAUCAGCGAUGCGCUUUCCUAGAGUACAUUGAUGGAUCUGUUACCCCCAAAGCUUGUGCCAGCCUUAAUGGUAUGAAGUUGGGUGGCAGUGUAAUAACUGCCGUUUGUGCACUUCCUGAUUCGUCAUCUGUAGCGUCUGAUGAGAAUCCACCAUUCUAUGGGAUACCUGAGCAUGCAAAACCACUUCUUCGCAAACCUAAGCAUAUCCUAAAGCUUAAGAACUUGGUUGACCCAGAAGAUCUGCCAUCGCUGUCUGUGCCAGAAAUGAAAGAAAUUCUGGAGGAUGUACGGCUCGAAUGUGCCAGGUUUGGUGUUAUUAAGUCGAUAAACAUCGUGAAACAUGAGAGCAAAGAUAUUAGUGUCUCCAUCACAGAUGCAUCGUUGAACCAAGAAUCUAAAGAAAUGAAUAUGUCAGUGAUUCAGGAGAAAGACGAGAUAUCCGAGAAAGUGGAUGACACUGCAGAUAAUGUAGAUUCUGGAGAAGUUGUCAGGUCAGACGGUUCGACGGGUGCAGACAAGUUAUGUGAACCGUGCUCAGUUACUGCGCUUGAGACAAUUAGUCAAGCAAAUAAAGAUCAUGACUCUACUGAACAAGGAAAUUCUGAGAAGCUUGUCGGGGAAAGUGAGGCAGCGAUUCCGCAAGAAGAAGUAGGAUCAGCUCGUGCUCAAGACGACGCAGAGAUUCCACAAGAAGAAGUAGGAUCAGGCCGUGCUCAAGAUGAGCCAGAGAUUCCACAAGAAGAAAUAGGAUCAGCCCGUGCACAAGACGAGCCAGAGAAUCCGCAAGAAGUAGGACCAGCACGUGCUGUCAAGACAAGAUGGGAUAGUGGCGACAAGAUAGAGGAAGAACAAGACCCGGAGGAAGUCUUUGAGCCGGGAUGUAUCUUCAUUGAGUACGGAAGACCAGAAGCCACACGCGUUGCAGCUCAUUCCUUGCACGGACGGCUCUACGACAACAAAAUUGUGAAAGCGGAAUACGUUUCUAAAGAGCUUUACAAAAUCAGGUUCCCAAGUGGGUAGAUAAAGAAUCCUUCCCACAAGAAAAUGACUAGUAAUCAAUCUGAUUCUUCUUUAUUUUGGCAACAUUUAUACCGUUUCAAACCGGGGUCAGAGACACUUACCGUUUGAAUUUCUUAACUCUUAUUGUGUCACCAACUUUAGAGUUAUUUUAAAGCAUAUAAAAAUUGAAAACACUUGAAGAUU
Molecule: messenger RNA, 4190 nt
Organism: Brassica napus (rape)
Lineage: Eukaryota; Viridiplantae; Streptophyta; Magnoliopsida; Brassicales; Brassicaceae
Product: titin homolog
Exons: 10
Coding region: 54-4007 (1317 amino acids)
Cellular component (GO): U2-type prespliceosome; U2AF complex; nuclear speck
Molecular function (GO): pre-mRNA 3'-splice site binding; poly-pyrimidine tract binding
Source: RefSeq, a predicted model, not a curated record